AGUUUGGAAGUUUCGGGGACAUUAACUGGGUACACCGUCUCUGACCACCAUCAAACAUUACUGAAGCGACGACUAUAAAAGGUUAGUGCGGACCCCACUCCCUGUGACUAUGUGAGCCUUCCCUUGACUCACACGACACCUUCCCCCAAAAAUAACAAAAAAACAAACCUCUCCUCUCUCAUUUAUAACCUCUCCUCCUUCACGUUGUUCUAUUGUAUUCAUUCAAUUCAACGCACACUCACUUUCGCAGCCUCAAUUUCACCAACGCAAGCGCCAUGGACAAACAUGGUGGAAUUGCCCCUGUUCUCUUCCUCUUCCUCUUCAUUUUUCCCCUCGCUGCAGCACAGCCCAGAAACAAUGACCAAAACGAUUCCUAUUACAACCGAUUCAGUCCCUCCAUGGCCAUUAUAAUAGUCAUCCUCAUCGCUGCGCUCUUUCUCAUGGGUUUCUUCUCUAUCUACAUCCGCCACUGCGCCGACUCUCCCUCCAGCAGUAUCCGCAACCUCGCCGGCGUCGCGGGACGUUCCCGGCGGGCGGCCAGAGGUCUGGACCCGGCGGUGAUCGAGACGUUCCCCACCCUUGAAUAUUCGGUGGUAAAGAUUCACAAGAUUGGAAAAGGAACACUGGAGUGCGCGGUGUGCUUAAACGAGUUCGAGGAGACCGAAACGCUGCGUUUGAUCCCCAAGUGUGACCACGUAUUCCACCCUGAGUGCAUCGACGAGUGGCUAUCUUCCCACACCACUUGCCCUGUUUGCCGAGCCAACCUCGUUCCGCAACCCGGUGACUCGGCGCGUGGAAUCCCGGCCCUCGAGGCCCAUGAUCACAACCCGCAAGACAUCGAGGCCCAAAACGACGCUGUCGAGCCCGCCCCUGAAGAUGCGGGCCCAACUACUUCAGUCUCGAAUGAACCUGAUGUGUUGUGCUUGAACCAGACGCUGAACCGGAACCGAACGAGAGGGUCGCGGUCAGGUCGGGCACGAAGGUUCCCGCGGUCUCACUCGACCGGGCACUCUUUGGUCCAACCGGGCGAAGACACUGAGCGGUUCACUUUGAGGUUGCCCCAGGAAGUGAGGAAGCAGAUACUGGACCCGCAGUUGCAUCGUGCUAGAAGCCUUGUCAUAUUGCCUAGAGAAGGUAGUUCGCGGCGGGGAUAUCGAAACGCCGGCGAGGGAAGUAGCAGAGGGAGGUCUUCGAGGCGGUUGGACCGCGGUUUUAAAUCGGACCGGUGGGUUUUCACCAUGGCGCCGCCGUUCCUAGUGAGAGCCUCGUCGAUUAGGUCUCCGAGGGUGGCUAACAACGCCUCUGAAGGAACCUCUGCUUCUGUAGCUACCCUGCCGGCCGCGGCGGCUGCGGAAUCGGCGCGCCCUCCGGUUUAGCUGCCCCUUCUGCCAUCACACCCCCCCCCCCCAGUUCAAUAUUUCAUUGUAUUUAUUAAAAUUGUUUUUGCCACGACUUUUUUUACGCUAAGACUUGUAAGAUGUGUAUAAUGAAUUAAGCACGCUUAGUUUCUGAAUCAUGAUCAAAUGAUAAACUCAGCAUGAAUCAAGGUGAUUUUGUUCAUCAUUUCAGAUGUGAGGGGAACAAAACGAAAGUAUAAUCGUUUUGUGGUGAGCUUUCCAUCCACUUCUUAAUGAGUGUUCUUGCUUGGUUCCUAUUUCCUAGUACUUGGUGGUGUAGGAUGUCCCAACUUUGAAGGGAAAAUCGCAUGCACGAACGUGUUGGGGCUACCGAUGGAGAAAAAGCUUUUGUAAUUCUUUGAAGUUACAAGUAUCUUCAGUUCUUAGGAUGAGAUUGUCCGCAAUUGGAAGAAAAGCAGCUCCGACACAUUUUAAAUGAAUAAAGAAAGGGCCAAGUUUUGUUUACUUGGCACCUAAAUUUUGUCCCACGGGUAUAAAAUCCCACAUUUUACAUGAAAAAAAAGGGGCCAAGUUUUUUUUUAUAUCGAAAGUCAAAUUCUAAUAUCAAAUCCCACAGGGGUAUAAAAAAGAAGUGUGUCCUGUGUGGUGGUUUAUGUUCGUAAAGAUUUUUUCAAAAUUUGUAUAAAUAAAUAUUAAAUUAUAUACAUUAUCUUAAUUAAAUAUAAAUUAUUCAUUCCGAAAAAUAUACAGAUUAAUAUCGUUUUCAUAGGUAGAAUCACGACGACGAAGACUGUAAAGUAGAUGCCAUCUAUGAAUUAUAACCUGCAACGUAGUGGAGCUUCACUAAUACGUUUGAGGCAUGAAAUUGUUGAACUACUAGUUUUUGUCCAAAAUA
Messenger RNA from Abrus precatorius (Indian licorice), 2253 nucleotides. Its product is annotated as E3 ubiquitin-protein ligase ATL6. The record is from RefSeq and is a predicted model, not a curated record. The coding region runs from base 276 to 1376 and encodes 366 amino acids. Lineage: Eukaryota; Viridiplantae; Streptophyta; Magnoliopsida; Fabales; Fabaceae. The transcript has a single exon.